Colletotrichum aenigma is the source of this 675-nucleotide messenger RNA. RefSeq lists its product as uncharacterized. NCBI's taxonomy places the organism in Eukaryota, Fungi, Ascomycota, Sordariomycetes, Glomerellales, Glomerellaceae. The coding region runs from base 1 to 675 and encodes 224 amino acids. The record is from RefSeq and is a predicted model, not a curated record. The transcript has 3 exons.
AUGUCCAGCCAAGCUACCGCAAUCUCCGGCACCACCGGCGCUGCUGAGAACACCAUGGAAUGGGAUCAUCCCCCGCAGAGACGCAAUUGCGACUGUCCCUUGGUGUCCAAGCCUAGCAUCGACAUCAGCACGGACGAUCGUGGUUUGUCCAAGAUGGAGAAGACAUUUCACUUCUCGAAGUUCUUUGCCAGCAGGGAUUUGAUCUGUGUUCAUCAUCUCGGCUGCAAGAUCAAAGACCUUGAGUGGACCCUCAAGAAGACUCUCAUACUUCAUGACGAAACGCAGACGACCCUUCACGCCAUCGAACAAAUUGCCCCACGGCUAAGCGGCGCUACGCUAAUCAGCUUCGCGACGGAAGAACGGGCCACUCUUGUUAGCCUGGCCAACGACAUGGGCCUUGGCAUCGAGAAACUGGCCAACUCGGUCAGACCCGACUACCCUAUGCAGCAGGCCUUCGAGAUCCUUGUUCGCGAUGUCCACGAGGGCAAGAUUGCUCUGCACGAGUCGGAGAAGAAGAACAAAGCGUUGAAGGAGGAGUUGGACUACGAAAAGCAAUGCCAUGCGGAGGAGAUCAUCACAUUGGUCGAGGAGCGGGACGAGGCCUUGAGAGGUGCGAGCAUACCUGCUCCCGAUACGUACAACCACGAGGGGGUCCUUGUCGAUCUGUUGUCUUGA